AACCAUGUGAUUAACUAAAGGGAAGACAGGUUUCUUGUUUUGUUUUUAAAGAAAAGUUACUAAAAACCAGACUGAACUGUUUAGAAACUAGAACUAGGCACAAUAAGGGUAUUGUCCAGUCUUUGUUUUUCUUGACAUUUGGAGGAAGAAGGAUAUCUGCGUUCAAGUAGGAAAUGAAUGCUGACAACAUAUCUGCAUCUUCUCUGAUUACAAUAACAGACUUGAAAGAAUGUUAUAUCUGUCGGGACGAAGACGUAUUAUAUCGAGAAGAAUUGUGCCAUUACUGUGAUUGUAAAGAUCUCGUUGUACACCAAAGGUGCUUAUUGAUCUGGAUUCAACAGGGUUCUGGUAAUGAAGACCGACAAAGAUGUAAAGUAUGCACAGCAAAGUUUCAUCUUCAGGAAGGUUCUGUGUGGAGAGCACUUUUGUGUCACUGGCAAAAUGUGUUGUUGCUCGCGCUUCUGGUGGGGUUUAUGAUGCUUAUACCUUUUAUCGUUCACCAAAUUAUAAUACUAGAAGACCUAUCCCCUGACAAUUUAUUUAGAACAGCCGCGGCGUGCUUCGGAAUAAUUGCUGAAAUCUUUCUAGUCAAUUACACAUUUUUCAUUGAUAUACAAUGGCCGAAUUGCCAGAAACUGCAACCACACAUCCCACAGGGGAAUCUUCUGAUGAUAAACGUAGGCAUAUUUUGGCCACAGCACUUCAAGGGGCUAAUGCUUUACCAACAGUACCUAGGGAAGAAAAUUUGCCCUCAUUAUUUUCAGGCCUGGAGAAACUCCGAUUUAAGGAGACCAAUCUCUGGUGGGACAUAGAAUUCCUGGACUUGUAUAUUAAGGAGGGGAAGGUCCCACGUGGGCUAAGGAUGAAAAAAUUCCCCUCCUUUGCUCAACAACUACCAGAGUUCAUGGAGGAGUGGAACCACACUCUAACCAGAUGUUCCAUGACCCUACUACUGAGACAUAAAAGACAGGAAAGAGACCUAAUCCUGACAGAAAUCAAAGCUACAGAGACUCACAUCCAACCUUUUGAGGCCACUACCCAAUAUAAAGAUUACACAGCCCAACUAGAGGAAACCAUCAACAAAUUAGAUAUGGACUUAUCCAGCAGAAAAGUGUCUAAAUAUAAUCGUGACACUAAGGACUAUGAUCUUAACAUAGUUUACUCAUGGUAACAACUCAGGCCCACUAGGGGGAGGGGGAAUUCCAACACCUCUAAGAAUAGUAAUAAAAAACGUAGGGGCAACACAAAUGGGAAGAAAGUCACUUUUUCUAGUAUAGAAACCACUGACUCAGAAACAUCUCUCCCACAAUCCCCCAGCACUCCCACAGCCGAGCCUAGUGAACCCUCCACCUCUGCCAAUAUAGACACUAGUGUCCCUACUAGAACGACUCUGGCCACCCUUGUCAAAUCACCCAGCCAAACUAGUACCCUCAAAGCAUCUAGUCAGGCACAUCGGUACCCCAGCAGGGCGGCCUCGAAAAACAAAAAGAAAUAAACAAUGUGAUAAAUCUAUCAAAAAUUCAACUCACAUCUGCACAGAUUUCUAUACUAAAUAAAGGACUCACUUUUGCACCCAG
Molecule: messenger RNA, 1577 nt
Organism: Bombina bombina (fire-bellied toad)
Lineage: Eukaryota; Metazoa; Chordata; Amphibia; Anura; Bombinatoridae
Exons: 5
Coding region: 174-812 (212 amino acids)
Molecular function (GO): zinc ion binding
Source: RefSeq, a predicted model, not a curated record